AUGGUGGAAACGCGUUCCGCUUCUAUACCUGCCGCCAUCAUGUCCGACUCCGCCUCCACUAUUCAAACCGUUCCCUACGACGAAACCAUCGCUGCGACUGCUCCUGUGGCCGUCCGAUCUGCCUCGUUCCCAGUUCCAGUUGAUUGUGCUUCGUGCUCGGAGGGAAGAUCACACAGCGCAUCGUCCGGGGGUGCUUGGGAUCAGUCAGGACCCGCGCUGUCGCAACAAAAUACGAGAUCGCUGCGGAAUCGAUUCAUUGCCUUGCCAGAGGCCGGGGCCUCGACGGUGAGCUUGCGCUCGCUGCGCAAUAGCAUCCCUAGUAUCAUCGUCAAUGACGCCGCCUCUCGCCCUGUUUCCCGUCCAGGUUCUCGGUGGUCGGAGCGCAGAUGGGGUGGUCUGAGAAACAAGAAGUCGGGAGAGUUUGAUCGGGAUGAAGACGAUACACCCCCUGUGCCUCCUAUCCAGGCCCCAUUCAACGGGAUACCCCUGGAUAUUCCGAACUCCGCGCUCGAUGGCCUCGGGACGCAAUCCAUGCGGUUCUCCAAGCGCGGGAGUCUCAUCCAGGAGGAGUCGAAACGCCAACUACAACAGCAAAUCCAACAGGAGGAGGCAAGACGACGAGAAGCGGGACAACGAACCCAGAACAGGGAGGACCAACAACAGCAGGUGCCCGCUGAGAGGGAAAUGGCAUCCCCUGAUGUUGCCUCGGAGCAGAACAGCACAGAGCCGGAGAAUAUGGAGGCGCCCCCGAGGCGGUCAAAGCCUGCAUCGACCCUGCGCGUCAGACACAGUGCCAUUGCAAGCAGAGCCAUCUCUGCGGACGAAGAUAUGCUGUCGCGACGGGUACGGCUCAUGUAUGAGAAGGGGGAAGAAAAUGUGACGGACUCGGAGGUCGCAAAGUCAAUGGCCAUGGAAAAUGGUGUGUUGUGGGAAGAUGGCCCGACCAGCAUGGAAACCUCUCGUCUCUCUGGACCCAGUAUAUCAGGUACCGAUACAAAGAGUGUGGUGUCAUCUCUCGGCCCAGACAAUACCCCAGCCAUCAAAAGAGAGGCCCACGAGCUGGCUGGCGGCAUCGAGUAUUGGCAGAAUAUCAAGGCCGGUGAUGUAGAUCGAUACGGUUUCAUCCGUUCACCGACGUCCAACUCCACCGAAGGCAUCGACCCCAGUCCGAUCCAGCGGGUUUCUACCAGCCUCCUUCUGGCUUCCGAGACACCUCGUCGAAAACAUUCCAUCCGCCCCCCAUCGGCUAUUGGGGGCAAUCGCUCUUUUACAGGCCUUACAGGCCGGUCUCCAACGCGGAAGUUGUCGGAGCCUUCGAUACGGCCAACUUCAUCUCACAGCAUGUAUAGUUCGUUUAUGAUGCGACGGUCAACCUCACGGUUUCGUCGGGCGGCCAACCACCUGCCUCAUAAUCGUGAUCGUCGCGUUAAGGAUGAGGCGAGCGAUAUGCUCACUCACCCAACAGGUCCUGUAACCCCUGGCGAGAAACAGGAUGCAGCUGCCGCCCGCGCGGCGAGGAAAAAAGAGUGGGAGAGAGAAGAUAAAUGGACCAAGAUGGCUCGGCCGAUAAGGAGCCCAGAUGGCGGUGGCAUGACGUUCGAGUUUGACACGACCAGCUCCAAGCUGAUUGAACGGACAUGGAAAGGCAUCCCUGACCGAUGGCGAGCAACCGCCUGGUACGCUUUUCUGAAAGCUAGCGCCAGACUUCACAGCAAUAGCCCUUCUGAAGAGGAGCUUAUCGAAGCGUUCAAUGAGUAUCAAUUGAUUUCGUCGCCAGAUGAUGUCCAGAUCGACAUUGACGUCCCGAGGACCAUCACCAGCCACAUCAUGUUUCGCAGACGGUAUCGCGGAGGCCAGCGGCUACUAUUUCGCGUGCUCCACGCGAUGUCCCUGUACUUCCCCGACACAGGAUACGUCCAGGGCAUGGCCGCCUUGGCUGCAACUCUUCUUGCCUACUACGACGAGGAACACGCAUUCAUUAUGCUCGUCCGACUGUGGCAAUUGCGUGGCCUGGAACGUCUCUACCAGUCGGGGUUUGCAGGCCUCAUGGAGGCCCUAGGAGAUUUUGAACGAGAGUGGUUGGAGAAAGGAGAGGUUGCUGCCAAGCUGAACGAAAUCGGGAUUCCUCCCACAGCGUAUGGCACCCGGUGGUACCUGACCUUGUUCAACUAUUCCAUCCCAUUUCCCGCCCAGCUCCGCGUCUGGGACGUAUUCAUGCUCCUCGGCGAUGCCGACGACCUCACGGUGCCCGGCUCCUCGGGCAAAGGGAGCAAGAAAGAGGCACCUACCAGUGCCUUCGGGAACGGGCUCGAUGUCCUCCACGCGACUUCCGCCGCUUUAAUCGAUGGGAUGCGCGACAUCAUCCUGGAAUCCGAUUUUGAGAAUGCCAUGAAGGUUCUCACCAGCUGGGUCCCCAUCAAGGACGUAGAGCUAUUCAUGCGGGUCGCCAAAGCAGAGUGGAAAGUUCACCGUCGGAAGAAGUCGUCUUAG
Messenger RNA from Aspergillus sclerotioniger CBS 115572, 2490 nucleotides. RefSeq names its product putative TBC domain protein. The record is from RefSeq and is a predicted model, not a curated record. Lineage: Eukaryota; Fungi; Ascomycota; Eurotiomycetes; Eurotiales; Aspergillaceae. The transcript has 2 exons. Bases 1 to 2490 code for a protein of 829 amino acids.